AUGGCCCCGACAGACCCAACAACAGCAGCGGUGCCAGCACCAAGCGAGACCCUUGUGGAGCGCGCCAGCACCUUCGUGUCGACGCACAGAAAGGUCCUGGUCGUCGCGGCCGCAUCAGCUGCCGUCGCUGGGGGGCUGGCGUAUGCCUACUGGGCAUCCACGUCGUCGUCGUCCUCUCGUGGGCAGGGCAAGGGCGGAGCAAGCAGCGGGGGAGCGGGAGGAGCAGGGGAGGGCAGGAAGAAGAAGAAGAGCGGGAGCAAGGGCGCGAAGAAGGGCAAGGGUGGUAGUGGGAGCAGUGGGAGCAGCAAGGCGGACCUGGAGGCGAAGGAGGGCCCGAUCCUGGAGGAGGUGCCGGGGAAGGCCAAGGUGGAGGAUGUCGCUGAGAACUACGACGGGCUGUCCGCGGAGCAGAUAUUCGCGCUCCCUAUAGAGGAACGCACAAAGGUGGCGGGGCACUUCAAGGCAAAAGGCAACGCAGCGUACACGGCGCGCCAGUUUGCGGACGCGGCCGAGCUGUACACGCGCGCCAUCCAGGUCUCGCCCACACCCGAGCCCGUCUUCUACUCCAACAGGGCUGCUUGCUACGUGAACAUGUCGCCCCCAAAACACGACCUCGUUGUCGCCGACUGCGACGAGGCUCUCAAGCUCGACCCCAAGUACGUCAAGGCUCUCAACCGACGCGCCAUCGCGCUCGAGGGGCUGGAGCGAUAUCGGGAGGCGCUGAGAGACUUCACGGCCGCAACGAUCCUCGACCGUUUCCAGAACCAGACGACAGCGAACGCCGUGGAGCGGGUGCUUAAGGUCGUCGCGACGAAGGAGGCUAAGGAGACACUUGAGAACCGUGAGCCCCGCCUCCCCUCCUACACCUUCAUCUCCGCCUACUUCGCCGCCUUCCGCCGCCGGCCGCAUCCAACCCUCCCCCCCAACCCGUCUCAGGGCGACCAGACCCUCCUUCUGGCUCUCCAAGCGCUCGACGCGGCGGACUACCCGCACGCGGUGACGUUGGUGAACGAGGCGCUCGAGCAGGGCGUGUCGUGGGAUGAGGGACGGGCGGAGGGGGUUAAUUUGCGGGGGACGUUUAGGUUCCUCACCGGCCAAAUCCCCCUCGCACAAGCCGACCUCGAAGAGAGCCUGCGCCUGCACCCAGGACUCACACAGAGCCUCGUCAAGCUCGCCAGCGUGCACAUGGAGCAGGGCGACCCCGCAAAGGCCUUUGCAUGCUUUGACGAGGCGGAGAAGACGGACCCGAAGGAUGCGGAUGUGUUUUAUCAUCGGGGGCAAGUGCUGUUCAUAAUGAACGAAUUCGCUGCCGCAGCCGAGAACUACCUCGCCUCCUCCUCUCUUGACCCCCCCGACGGCGAGGGCUUCGUGUUCAGCCAUAUUCAGCUGGCGGUGGCGCAGUACAAGAUGGGCGAGCUGGCGAAGAGCAUGGCGACGUUUAGAAGGACGUUGAAGGCUUUCCCGGGGAGGAGCGAGGGGUUUAAUUAUUAUGGCGAAUUGUUACUGGACCAACAGAGGUUCGAAGAGGCGGUGGAGAAGUUCGAGAAGGCGAUCGAGAUCGAGAAGACAAAAACACCACCCAACGUCCUCCCACUCGUCAACAAAGGCCUCGCCCUCUACCAAUGGAAGCAAGACCUCGGCGCCGCCGAGCGGUGCUGCCACGAAGCCCUGCGCAUCGACCCCGAGUGCGAGGCCGCCGUCGCCACGCUCGCGCAGCUCUCCCUCCAACAAUCCAACAUAAAAGAGGCGGCGAAGCUGUUUAGGCGGCAGUGUGAGCUGGCGAGGAGCGAGCCGGAGCUGGUGAAUGCGCUGACGUAUGCGUAUGCGACGGAGGCGCAGGUGGAGUUUUUGGAGGGGUACCCGGAGAUGGCGAGGGAGCUGGGGGGGAUCGCUCAGGGGAUGAUGGGGAUGUGA
Messenger RNA from Cyclocybe aegerita, 1914 nucleotides. The record is from the annotation of a GenBank genome assembly. NCBI's taxonomy places the organism in Eukaryota, Fungi, Basidiomycota, Agaricomycetes, Agaricales, Hemipholiotaceae.